Messenger RNA from Astyanax mexicanus (Mexican tetra), 3453 nucleotides. It is a transcript of the gene ubl3a, whose product is annotated as ubiquitin-like 3a. Gene Ontology annotation, molecular function: protein binding. Lineage: Eukaryota; Metazoa; Chordata; Actinopteri; Characiformes; Acestrorhamphidae. The transcript has 6 exons. The record is from RefSeq and is a predicted model, not a curated record. The coding region runs from base 643 to 996 and encodes 117 amino acids.
UUUGCUCGAGCUCAGAAAGGCUGCUCCGCUUUCGCCGCUCCGCUUUUUCUCCCCCACCCACCGACCGACCGACCGACCGCCGCCAUGUUUUAGAGAAGCAGAAUGACAGGAGAGAGAGCAGAGGGUGAGAAAAGAAGAAUUAGACUGUGAAAAAUCUCCACACUUCACAGCUCAGGCCCAGUGGACGGCUGUUUUCUGCCAGUACCGAGAUUAUCCCCGCCGGAGGAGACGUUCACCAGGAUUAAUUUGUCAAAAGGUCGAGUCUCGGGUGUUAUAAUGCUCUGAUAUUCUAGGGUUUUUGUUGCGAAGGGCAUAUAUUUCUCCCCUCGCUGGUUUUCUGUCAGGAUGGGAGGGAAUCCUCCCACCUAAAACCUUCUGCUUUAUUUCCGCUCCGCUCCGCGCUGUCAUAUACAGUACAGGAAUCAGAAGUGUGUUUAAAACCGAGCGCGGUCCUGCUGUACUGUUCUAACGAGCUGCUGCCGCGCUGUGUUUACAACACCGGAGCUGCAGACCACGGGAAUAACGAGACGCUGUUUCUGUGGUAUAGUGUCCGCUGUAGCGCUGCUCUCGGGGACUGUCAACAACUCCUAACAAAGGAGGAGGAAACUAGAGACUUUAAAGAAGAAGAAGAAGAGAGUAAGGAUGACGGGCUCUGCCCCAACUGAAGUGAUCAACUUGAGGCUCAUCUUGGUAAGCGGGAAAACAAAGGAGUUCCCGUUCUCUCCCAAUGACUCAGCUACGGACAUCGCAAAACAUGUGUAUGACAACUGGCCAAUGGACUGGGAGGAGGAGCAGGUGAGCAGUCCAAACAUCCUGCGGCUUAUCUACCAGGGACGCUUUCUGCACGGCAACGUCACGCUAGGAGCUUUAAAACUGCCUUUUGGAAAAACCACAGUGAUGCAUUUAGUUGCUAGAGAGACAUUGCCUGAGCCAAAUUCCCAAGGCCAGAGGAAUCGGGAGAAAAGUGGAGAGAGCAACUGCUGUGUGAUUCUAUAAAGAUAUCCCUGUAUCCAAGAUCACACAUAUUGUGUAGAAUCCUAUGCUGUGAAAAUACACACAUACACUCUCUUUUACUCACACACAGACACACACACACACACACACAGACAAACACAUUCACAGAAGGACAUCUACCGGAUGACCGGAUGGUCUGUAUGCAUGGGCUUUGCAUACUAUCUCGGUCACAUUUUACCACUUAAGAAGCCUUGUAUAAAAUGCAGCGAAUGAUGAAACAGAAUUUCUCUUCAUGCUUCACCAGUCUCUCUCUCUCCCUCGCUCCAUCUCUUUCUCUCUUUCUCUCUCUGUCUUUCUCAACCCAGACACUUUCUUAUUGUUUCUUCCUUUUUUACACAUCAAUAUGCACUUAAGACACAUCAAAAUACUGCAGCUGUCUCAAAUCUCUCAUACUUGCUUCUCACAUUUUUUCAAUCACAAACUCCUCCAAUUGAUUAAUGGAGGAAAAACAUUUGUUUUUAGAUUGCACUCACAUGAGCAGAAGCCCCUUACUUAUUCUCUUCCUGCCUGUUCAUAAGAGACUGAGUGUGAGAGGGAGGGAGGGGGAGAGAGAAUGAGAGAGAGAAUGAGAGAGAGAAUGAGAGAGAGAAUGAGAGAGAGAAUGAGAGAGAGAAUGAGAGAGAGAAUGACUGAGAGGACAUGGGGACUGCAGAAUAUGACAGUACACCUGACGUGGUCCUGGCAUUUCUGAAUAAGUUUAUCGAGGUUUGUCUUCAGCUCAGCAGACCAAGCAUUAAUGUGCCUGAUCAAUGUUGAUGAUUAUUUUUUGUUUUUAAAAUGAUGAACUAUAUGUCUUUUGAAGUGUGCAUUUUAUGGAAAUAGUUCCAAUAUGCAGAGAGUGCAAUUUCCCUGGCUCACAGAUACAAAUACAGUUGUUGUAGGUCAGAUGCAAGCGUAGCAGAUGGAUUCUGUCACUAACUGACUGUAUUUUUGACAGUCAUUGGAUUCUAUAAUUGACCUUCCAGUGUUCUGUGUACACUUACUAGAUAGUUUUGAUUACUCCUCAUAUGGGAGUUUAAAGAUAAUGAUCCUUUAUUUUUUUAAAGGUGCCGGGGGCAGGAUUCUGUGUUCAGAUAGCAUUAAGUGUUUUUUUUUUUUUCCCCCACUAACAUUUGAUGAACACUGGGAACUAAGAGAAGUUUGGAUAUUGAACUAUUCACUGAACAGGUAACAUAGUUUGCUAAUGUUAGCAAACCAAUUAGUUUACUUUGUUUAGGUUUUCAGCUGUACCAUGAUGAUGUAAAGUGUUAAAGCUACAUUAAUAUGACUAUACAGAAAUGUUAUAGUGCUGUCUAGAUAUCAGGUUAUAUAUAUAUGCUAUAUAGCAUCAAUCACUUUAAACAGUAAAUGAGUUGGGGUGGGGUGGGGCAAGUUGUGACAGUGUUUAGGAAAAGGCGAGGUUUGUACAUUAGACAGGGCUGAAUUCUUAUUCUCUACAUAUUUUAGUGUAGAGGUGAUCAGUGCUUGGGCUAUGAGCCAGAAGGCAUAAAUCAAAUGAAGAUUUUACUCUUUCCCACUGUCUGAUGAAAUGGAACGUACCUUUACAGAGCACUAAAGCAUGUUCUGAUCUGUUCCUCCAAUUUUGUUAGAUUCUGUUUCCAAAUGGGAAUUAAACCUCAAGAUUAUAUUUGUGUAGAGCAGCGUUUCUCAACCUUUUUUCUGUCACGACACCCUUUAAAUAUAUGCGAGGUGUCACGGCACCCCACUUUACGGGGGGUGGGGGCGCAGUACUUCAGGUGAGAACGAGGGGUGUUGCUGGCGGAAUAUGAAAUAAAAUAGCGCGUGCAUCGCGUGGGGGACAAAAACUUUACAGUGUGUCCCAAUUUAGGGGCUGCAUCCUUCAGAGGCUGUAUUCGAAGACAGAUUGCGUCACAGCUGCGCAGUAAUACACCGCCUCUGUGGGUCGCAUCCUUCAGAGUAUGCUGCCUGUGAAUUGGGACACACCGCGACACGAGCUGACUCUGCACGUGAGGCGCAAUAUUUUGACGGCACCCCCGAUGAAGCCAGACGGCACCCCAGGGUGCCGCGGCACCCCUGGUUGAGAAACACUGGUGUAGAGUAUAUUUAAUAUGAAUCAUAUAAAGAAUAUGACUAGAUAUUGAUAUUGCUGUAUUGGUGUAUAGUGUAUGAUUGUCUAAACAGUUAGCUCAUUAGCAGUGGGAAAAUCAUCCCCGGAUGUCUUGUACUUUACCAGCAGAAUCCCCUAACAUUAAAAGAUAAUUGUAUUAUGUUUUCUUCUGUAUUUUCCAAAUGUUAUAAUCUGUAUUUUUUUAUUUGCUUUAUGCUUUUUAACACAGCACUAGCUUAUCAGACCACUGCAUAUUCUGAUCAGGGUUCAAAUAUGUACAGCGUUUUUCAAAAAUUAUUGUAAAUAGAUAUACGCUCUCCGAACUACAAAUGAAAUUACAUCUUUAAACUGAAUAAAGAAAACUGAAACAA